Topomyia yanbarensis is the source of this 882-nucleotide messenger RNA. RefSeq lists its product as uncharacterized. Lineage: Eukaryota; Metazoa; Arthropoda; Insecta; Diptera; Culicidae. The coding region runs from base 1 to 882 and encodes 293 amino acids. The record is from RefSeq and is a predicted model, not a curated record. The transcript has a single exon.
AUGCCUGAUUCGAACGACGAUGCUCCCAAACCCGCGGGUAGCAUGCAGCUGGAAUCAAUUAGUUCACCACGUCUCCCGCCGCCGAGUAUGAGUGAUUCAAAUAUUGAAUCGUACUUUCUGUCGCUGGAGUUCUGGUUCGCAGCUACUGGCAUCGGUGGUGCAGUUCACGACACGCGGAAAUAUAACAUCGUGAUGGCGCAAGUUCCACCAAAUAGGCUCACGGAGCUGCGAGCGAUUAUUGACGGCACGCCGACCAACAACGAAAAGAACACGUAUAUUAAAAGGAAGCUCAUUGAACAUUUCGCCGACAGCCAACAGCGCCGCUUGCAACGUGUUUUAUCGGAUAUGCCGCUCGGAGACAUGAAACCCAGCCAGCUGUUUAACGAAAUGAGUCGUGUUGCUGGGAAUUCUCUUGGUGAGACUGUGUUACUGGAUUUGUGGGCCACAAGACUACCCCCGCACGCACAAGCAGCUGUAAUAGCGUCAAAAGGAGAUGCUGCUGAAAGGACAACAAUCGCGGAUGCCAUCGUCGAGUCAAUGGGACUUCGCAACAUCAACGCAGUCGAAUCAAAGAUGCAACAAGGAAUGACGUCACGCCUAGCUCCUGAAAAACCAGCACAAUGCAGCAUCGAAAGCCUUCAACGAGAAAUCGCGCAGCUGUCGAGCAAACUGGAGAAGGUACUUUCAUCACGUAGCAGUGGCAGUUCCCGCGGACGAUCGCGUUCCCGUUCACACAAUGAUGGUAAGACAAAAUUUGUGCACCGUGACAAAACGCCAGUACACGAACUGUGCUGGUACCAUCGUGUUUUCGGAAACGAAGCGCGGCGAUGCAGAAAGCCAUGCUCGUUCAGCCAGUCCGCUGGUUCAACGAAUAAUCAAUGA